GCCCGGCCGCCCCGCCCGCGCGCCCCGCAGGGGCUGUAGGGCCGGGUGCGUCCGCGAGGGGCGAAGGCGGCGGCGGCCCCGGGACCACGCUCCGAGCGCCCGGGGCAGCUAGCGAGCAAAGUUGCGGUGGAAGAUGAACAACGCCGAAAUCACAAAGCCACCACUAGCACCAAAACCAAAGAUUAUUGGUCAUCUUUCUCCAGUAGCUGUCUCCAAAUUUUCUCCUUCACUGCCAAGGGCUGAUAUUCUUCACAACUCAAACUCUAUGUCUAGGGGUCCCAAACCACCAAUAGCUCCCAAGCCAAAAUUCUCAGCUGACACCGAGGGCAAAUCCAGUGUUUAUAUCAACAAUAAUUUAAAUAAAUGCUCAAACGGGAAACUGCUGUGUCUUGACGGAGAGCUGUGUGACAGAAACCAAUGCAAUGCUGACUGUCCAGAACCUGAGGCAGAUCAUGACUACAUUGUGGCUCCUGAAGCCCAGCUGACCAGUGAAGACUGUAGGGACUUGGAACAGGAGCAUGAUCAGGACCUAGAUUUGUCUGUGGAAAAUGAUGUCUCUGAAACUCCAGAAGAGGUAGAGAACAAAGAAGAUAAUAUUGCUAAUGAUGAGGAUAGCGGUAACCAAGAAAUCACUGAAGAUGAGCACUGUAACUCUUCAGAUACUGCUGAACCAAUGCAACCAGACCCUGAAGGGUCAAUUGGAGACUCUGGCCAUUCUGAAGCACUUUGUGAGGAGUCCUCAGAUGCUCCUGAUGGGGAUAAUGAUGCUUCCAAGAAUACAGAUGAAGAUGAGGAUGUUGUAGGUGACUAUAGUGAAACUGAAAAGGUUAAGGACAGUAGUGAUUCUAAGACUGACAGUGCUAACAUUUUGAGUAGAGAUAUGGAACUAAGGGGUGAUACCUGUAAAGAUAACAUUGUAAUGCCACUACCUGAAGAUCCAUCAGUACCGGGUUGUGAAAAGGCACGUCAGGAGAAGGAGGAACUGUCUGAGAUUCUAGAAGAGAGAGAUGGGUGUCAAGCACAUGAUGGUGACCAUGGUGCACAUGCAGACCUUGAUUUGAACAUGGGAGGGGAGUUAGAAAAUUGUGACACUGCAAGCCCUGACAUGUUGCCUGAUGAGGACAGCCAAGAAACAGCUCCUGGCUUAGAACAGUGUGAAGACGAACCUAAUACUGAAAAUGGUUUAGGAGAGUCCAUCCAUCAAGCAGCAGCUGAAGAUGAGGAAGUAGACUCAGAUGACCACAAUAAUACAAACAUAGGAAAUGCUGAUGAUGGCUGCCAGAUCAUUGAGAGGAGAGAUGGGGAGGAGACAGAGGUAGCCUGUGAAGUAAGCAAAGAGAAAGGGGAAGAAGAAACUGUGAAUGAACAGAAUAUGGAUGAUGGCUGCCAAAACGCUCCUAGUGAGAAUGAAUAUAGUGAAAUACUCAUGAAGCAUUCAGAUGAGAAUCUUCAAACAGAAGAGACCUCUCUGGAUGAAGAUGGUGUGAUAUCUGAUAGUCUGCCUAGUUGUCCAGAUAUGGAGCCAGAACUGGAAGAUGUGACUGUUGAAGAGCAUAGUGGGAGUAUUGUGGAAACAUCUAAGUCAGAUGAACUGCAACUUGAAGACAAUGAGGUGGAAGCAAACAGCCUCAGAAAAACUGUCCCAAGUCCACUUCAACUUGAGGAAGAGUUAGAAGUCUGCAAGCAUGGCAAAAUGAAUGCAGACUGUGGGACCAAACAUAUGCAUGAAAGUCUACCAGUCCCUGAAGUGGUCAUUAUGCCUGAAGAAUCAGAGGAAAGAGAAACUAGCAGUGAUUCCCUAGAUGACCCUUACGUUCUUCCCGCUGAAAAUGAAAUUGUUCAUGAUGAGCAGACUGAUUUAGGAGCUGAUCAUAGUAAAAGGGAUGAAUCAGGUAUGGAUGGUGAAAACAACUUGCUGCUCAUUGAUCGUAAAAGCAUUGUCACUAGAACACGGUCACUCUCUGGGAAAAUGCCAGGCUAUGUCCCAGAAACGGUUCCAGAAGAAACUGGACCUGAAACUGAUUUACCAUCUUCCCGCAGUGGCCCUGGGACAGAAGAUUUAAGCAAUAAUUUAUUUCCAGUGGAAGGAAAACCAAUGGAAGCCAACAGGGCAUUACCAACCAAGUCAAGACGUUUCAUUUUAUAUCCUCGAUCUUUCUCUGUUGAAGGGAGAGAGAUACCUGUCUCUGUUUACAGAGAAAGUGAUGGCUGUGUAAUGGAUGAUGGUAGAAUAAAAAGGACAGAAGAGAACUUGUCUUUGCCAUGUGUCAAUGGUUCCUCAGGUAGUUUUUCCCAGAGAAAUCAUCUUUCAUCAUGUGGCACAUCUACUCCAUCCUCCGUUGUUGAUAUACCACCUCCUUUUGAACUUGCCUACAUCACCAAAAAGCCAAUCACUAAAAGUUCCCCUUCACUUCUGACAGAGAAUGACUCACCUGAUAAGUAUUCCAAGAAAAAGAAAUCUUCCUUUAAGAAGUUCCUCACCCUAAAAUUCAAGAAGAAAACUGAAAGUAAAGUCCACGUAGAUGUUAAUGUGUCCUCUUCAAGGUCUUCAUCAGAGUCUAGCUAUCAUGGGCCUCCAAGGAUGAUGGAGCUGGACAGGAGGAGCUUAAGUAGCUCACCUCAACUAAAAUCACAUGUGGGGAAGCUGUGCACAUCUGAGUCACCCUCAGCUAUUCUUUUCUAUAAGGAUGGUAAAAGAAAAGGAGCAUCCAAGUCCUUCAGCAGGAGCGUGUCAAGGGUGGAGUCCUUCGAGGACCGCUCUAGACCUCCUUUCAUGCCACUCCCAUUAACAAAACCUAGGUCUAUUUCUUUUCCCAAUGCUGACACAUCUGAUUAUGAGAACAUUCCUGCUAUGAGUUCUGACUAUGAAAACAUACAAAUUCCUCCUCGAAGAUCCACCAGAGCAGGAACAUUUACUGAGUUUUUUGAAGAUCCCAGCAGGGCAUUGUCUGCUGCUAAUGAGAAUGAUGGCUAUGUGGAUAUGAGCAGCUUCACUGGCUUUGAGAACAAGCAGCAAACCACAGACCAGGAAACAGAAAGUGCCUACACCGAGCCCUACAAGGUGUGCCCAGUUUCUGUGAUACCAACGGAGGUUGUCACAUCAGAUGAGGAACAGAAGAGUUCAGAAGAUGAUGAGAGCAUCGCAGAUGAUCCCAGCCUCAUCCACAAGAAAGAGGGCCAGUCCAGAGCUUACCUCAUUGCCCAGGAGCUGAUGUCUUCAGAAAAAGUAUAUGUGGAGAUGCUCCAGCUGUUAUGCAUGAACUUCUAUGGGGGUAUCUUGAAAGUGCUUGAAGAAGAUGAUGAAAGGGAACAGGAAGAAGUUAAACUUAAGCAGGGCUUAAGUGAACUCCCUGAAAUUUAUGAAUUACACCAAGACAUCCUGGGAGAACUGGAAGAAAGAGUCUUUAAAUGGGAGGAAAACCAGAAAGUUGCUGAUGUUUUUCUCUCCAGAAAAUCAAGGCUGAAUCACCACACAGCAUACAUUAUGGAGUUUGAUAAUAAUUUGGCUCUGCUAGAUGACACCUGCCUUAAAUGUUCCCAGCUAGCUACCACAAUUCAGGAGUUUGAGCAGAGCUCUGGUGGCAGCCCUCAGAGUGUGAAACACCAGCUUUUGAAAGUGGUGCAGCGUGUCUUCCAGUAUCGUGUGCUGCUCACAGAUUACUUGAAUAAUCUUUGCCCUGAUUCUACUGAGUAUGAAGCCACACAAGCUGCCUUAUUCAUUGUUUCUGAAAUUACGGACCGAGCCAACGACAGCAUGCUCCAAGCGGAAAACUUGCAGAAGCUGGUACACAUUGAGCACAGUGUGAGAGGGCAGAGCGGCCUCCUCCAGCCAGGAAGGAUCUUUGUUAAAGAGGGAACGCUGAUGAAAGUCUCUGGCAAAAACAGACACCCUCGGCAUUUGUUCUUGAUGAAUGAUGUUCUGCUGUACACAUAUCCCCAGAAAGAUGGCAAAUACCGACUGAAAAACACUUUGGCUGUGUCAGGCAUGAAGGUCAGCCGCCCAGUGACAGAAAAAGCCCAAAACGUCCUGAAGAUUGAAAAUGAUGAAUAUUGCCUGACCCUGUCAGCAAGCUCUUGCACGGAAAGGGAUGACUGGUACAGCUGCAUCAGCAGACACAUCCCAGAUGACUACAAAGCUUACAAUGCUCCCACCUUCCACAGCAACGUGGAGCUACGGGAAAGGCUUGGAAUACCCUUGGGUGAGAGGCCUCCUACUUUGGUACCCGUGUCCCAUGUCAUGAUGUGCAUGAACUGUGGCUGUGACUUCAGUCUCACUUUGAGGCGACAUCAUUGCCACGCCUGUGGGAAGAUUGUUUGUAGAAAUUGUUCAAGAAACAAGUAUCCUAUGAAGUACCUCAAAGAUCAAGCAGCCAAAGUCUGUGAUAGUUGCUACAUGGAACUUAAGAAAAGAGAGCGGCCCCUAAGUGUGAGCUUCCCUCCAACUUCACCCAGGUGUUCAAGCAGUGCCUUCUCUGUCUUCUACAAUAUUCAUUAUUCAUCUUUUAAAAAACAAAAGAAGAUUCCUUCAGCUCUUACAGAGGUGGCAGCCUCAGAAGAAGGAGUUACCAUCAGUGGUUACCUCAGCAGAUGCAAGAGAGGCAAAAGACAUUGGAAGAAACGCUGGUUUGUUAUCAAAGGCAAAGUCCUCUACACCUACAUAGCAAAUGAGGACAGAGUUGCCACAGAAAGUUUGCCUUUGUUGGGUUUCACCAUUGCUCCAGAAAAGGAAGAAGGAAAUACAGAUGCAGUUUUUCAUCUCUACCACAAGCAGACUCUCUUUUAUAGCUUCCGAGCAGAGGAUAACAAUUCAGCACAGAGGUGGAUUGAAGCCAUGGAAGAAGCAUCCAUAUUAUAGCAGCUAUCACUCAUUGGACUUAGAAUAAAUUCUCAGAUUUCUAUACAUUUCCAGCAACCCUCUUCUGUCUUGCAGAAGUGAACAGUGUAUUUCAGGCAAACUGGCUACAUACACUGGAUAUGAACUGUUUCCAGACUGCUCUUUUUGCUUCCUUCUUCUUACAUCUACAUUUUUACAAAUUGAAACUUUGAAAUAGAGAAUAUUUAUGGUGAUCUUUGUAUCUGUGCAAGUUCAACCUGUACUAUAAGCUUCUCUGCUGAUCCCACAAUAAACUGUGUCUAACAUCAAGACAAGAAAUACUGAUUACAAUAAGUAACAGGCUUGGUUUUAUUUACUCUAGAGCACUAUCGUAUUUCAUUAGGUUGGGUUUGAUGUUUACCAUGAAAUGAAAAACAAUGUAGUAAACAACAAACGCUCAUUUAAAGCACUUUAUUAUUUUUAUAAAACUACAGCUUCAUUUUUUCAUGGUUUUGGGGCCCACUUUAUUACUUAUCCAUUAACAAGUAUCAGCAUGAAAUUAUCUCCCUUGUAUGCUAAAUUGCUUCCACAGACAAUAAACAAAGAACACAUUCAAUGUACCUGGUCUACCAACACUUCACUGGCUAUGAUCCAGGAUAAUUACUUACUAUUAAUUUAUACUUUUUAUACAGAUCACCAUAUAAUUUAUGUUAAAGGUUUAAUUUCAUACUGUAGUACUUUGAAAUGCACUCCAGUAGCUCUACAAAUCCAGAUGUUGAAUUUUAUCACUUCUAAAAUAACAAGGGUUGUUUUUUAUUUAUUAUAAACCUACAAUUUUAUUUAACACUAGUCUACCUAAUAGUGUUAAGAUUUUUAUCAUCUAUUUAAAUAGUCUAUUUUCAAAGCUCCUGUCGUUUCUGCUGUUCUUGAUAUGAAAAAUGUCAUCAAAAGUUUAAUCCAGAUAACCAGCACAUCAUUUCAACGAUGCUGGUGAACCGAAAUGCACGUCGAUUUGCUUUGCUGGAGUGCUGUGGUACUCCUAUGGCUAAGGGCAUCAGACUGCUAUUGUGCACUGCAUCUCCAGGGCUCAAUUUUCAGCAGCCAAUGUCUGUAGGACUUCAAGAUGCUAUGCUGAUUUACACCAGCUGAGGAUAUAAUCUCUGGAGUGUUGUUUUUAAUGUUUUGUUGGGGUUUUUUUACAAAGAAGGUUGAGAAGUGCUGUUCUAAUUAUUGCAAUAAAAUGGUUUUGUGUCCUAUAUUUGUCAUAAUACUUGACUGAAGAACAUAAUGUCAUUUAUGAUUGAAAUAUAUCUUUCUAUAAAAAUGCCAUGUUCAAAAAUUUACUUACAUUAAAAUAUAUUGGGAGGUGGGGAUUUUUAUUACUUUUAUUUUUCCCUUUCUUCAGGAAGCUUAAUGGAUAUUUGAAUUUUUUACCAUAACAAACUGUUCAGAUUGUCCAUAUUUUAAAGAUCUGUAUGUAUCCAAAUGAUGAAGGUAGUUCAAUUUAUCAUCUGGAAAAACAAGCUUUAAAAAAUCCCCAAAUACACACCUAACUCUAAAUAAAAACACUGCUGUUUGAUGUUUA
This is a messenger RNA of Colius striatus (speckled mousebird), 6398 nucleotides long. It is a transcript of the gene FGD5, whose product is annotated as FYVE, RhoGEF and PH domain containing 5. Gene Ontology annotation, molecular function: metal ion binding; guanyl-nucleotide exchange factor activity. Gene Ontology annotation, cellular component: cytoplasm. The coding region runs from base 134 to 4855 and encodes 1573 amino acids. The transcript has 21 exons. The record is from RefSeq and is a predicted model, not a curated record. NCBI's taxonomy places the organism in Eukaryota, Metazoa, Chordata, Aves, Coliiformes, Coliidae.